Macroventuria anomochaeta is the source of this 1411-nucleotide messenger RNA. RefSeq lists its product as uncharacterized. Lineage: Eukaryota; Fungi; Ascomycota; Dothideomycetes; Pleosporales; Didymellaceae. The record is from RefSeq and is a predicted model, not a curated record. Bases 414 to 1325 code for a protein of 303 amino acids. Gene Ontology annotation, cellular component: cytoplasm. The transcript has a single exon.
UAGUGUGCGGUUAUAUGGCGGUUAUAACCAAGAGUCACGAUGCAGAUGAUGCUGUUGCUCUGGCCUAUCAUGAGGCUCGUCUGACCGGAUAAGGCGUCAAUGACGCAGGGCGCUCCCGCGGGAGUGCCGGAAAAGUAUUACAACGGCAAGGAUGUACAAACAAUUCCUUUAACUUAGGAUUUGGCGUGAUCAAGAACGACAGUUCUUGAAUGCCGCUGUAUGUAGACAUUGAAGAGGUGACACUGCAGCCGCCAAAAAAGCCAAGCCUAGUGACACCUCGUGUUCUCCGCAGCGGGGCCAUCUCGUGCACCAACCACCACACCACACAAUGCCAUCCCGCGUCCCAUAAGGCGUCCUGCCUCACGCACUCCCGUUUCUGACUGUAAUACCGCGAAAACACCUCCAUAGCCGUUAUGACCGUCCCUACAUCCUCUGACUCGCCCCGCAAGCUGCUUUGGGCAGGUGUCUACCAGCAGCUGCUCCGCCACGCGCUGCCCGACUCGCGCUUCAAUUACGAUUUCCUCAAAUUCACGCCCGACUUUCGCGGCUCGGAGGACGCGGUCGCACGCAUCGUCGACUUACGGUGUUAUAAGGAUGCGAAGACGAUACUCGUCACGAGCGACAACAGCCUCGAGGGCUUGCGGUACAGGGCGUUGAAGGAUGGCAAGAGGGUGCUGGUGGGCACGUAUAGGCUGCGGAGGGGCUUUGUGCUGCUAGAUCCUAAGAGUAUAGGGGAGAGCAAGUUGAAGCUUGCAGCGUGUCUGGAUGGCAUGGAGAGACCUGGGAUAGGGCGGAAGGUAGCGCUGGCGCAGCUGAAAGAUGACGGAUACAAGAUCGACAUUUGUGCGCUGGGCGGGCUGGUGCUUAACGAGCAGGGUGUCAUUGUAUGGGAGGGCUCGGCAUUGUUCGAGGUGCAGUGGGCGUUGCUGCAGGACCUAAAGGUGCUUGACGCUGCGGCACCGGUCGUUGCUGUUGCGCAUGAGUGUCAAGUCGUCGACGAGGCGCAGUAUGGGCUGGAUACGAUCAAGCCUGACAAGAACGGCGAAGUGCAAUGUGACUUCGUAGUCACAUCUGAGCGAGUGCUUGAGGUCAAGGGCGCCGUAAAGCCCAUGGGUGGAGUUGACUUCAAGAAGGUGGAUUCGGAGGCGUUGAACAACAUUCCGCCGCUGCAAGAGCUCAAGGGCAUACGCAUGAUGGAGCAGAUCAUGUCAAGUUCCGGCUUUGGGGCAAAGGAGGAGAAGAAAGAAGAGCGCAAAACACCAUCUGCGGAAGAACAGAUGGGAAUUGACAUUGUUGAGCGACUGAUGAAGGGUCUGAAAAGCUGAGAUGCGAACGAACAUACAAGAGAAAUUCUAACGCCACCGCUAUGCAGAAAAGUAUGAUCACCACGAUAUAUACAGCAUGACACGAG